Molecule: messenger RNA, 1192 nt
Organism: Lactuca sativa (garden lettuce)
Lineage: Eukaryota; Viridiplantae; Streptophyta; Magnoliopsida; Asterales; Asteraceae
Biological process (GO): mRNA catabolic process
Cellular component (GO): CCR4-NOT complex
Source: RefSeq, a predicted model, not a curated record
UUUUCUUUUUCAUACGCGAAAUUACCACAUAUCUGUUUGUGUUCCCAAACGCCGUCGAGGAAAGCAGAAUAUCGAUCGAAAAAUGCAGUCAGCCGAGCAAUUGGUACUCGAUCUCAGUAGUCCUGAUCUUCGCGAAAACGCUCUUCUCGAACUCUCCAAGAAGAGAGAGCUGUUUCAAGAUCUGGCUCCGUUACUGUGGAAUUCAUUUGGUACCAUUGCAGCACUAUUACAGGAGAUAGUUUCAAUAUAUCCGUUUCUAUCACCACCGAAUCUAACUCCAGCCCAGUCAAAUAGAGUCUGCAAUGCCCUUGCUCUUCUGCAGUGUGUAGCUUCACAUCCAGACACAAGAAUGCUGUUCUUGAAUGCUCAUAUCCCUUUAUAUUUAUACCCUUUUCUCAACACCACAAGCAAAUCGAGGCCGUUUGAGUAUCUGAGGCUUACUAGCUUAGGUGUCAUUGGUGCCCUGGUGAAGGUUGAUGACACAGAAGUUAUCAGCUUUCUGCUUUCAACAGAAAUAAUUCCGCUGUGCCUCCGCACAAUGGAAAUGGGGAGUGAGCUGUCGAAAACAGUUGCAACGUUUAUAGUUCAAAAGAUUCUAUUGGAUGAUGUGGGGCUGGACUACAUAUGCACGACAGCAGAACGUUUCUUUGCAGUGGGUAGAGUUUUGGGGAAUAUGGUGGCUGCACUUGCUGAGCAGCCCUCUUCACGCCUCUUGAAGCACAUUAUCCGAUGUUACCUUCGAUUGUCAGAUAACCCCAGAGCAUGUGAUGCUUUGAGGAGUUGUCUUCCGGAUAUGCUGCGAGAUGCUACUUUCAGCAGUUGCCUUCGUGAGGAUCCGACAACAAGAAGGUGGCUUCAACAGCUGGUUCAUAAUGUUCAAGGACCACGUGUUGGUGUUGGUCUUCAGGGAGGUGGAGGCUUCGAUCACAUGCUCUAACUAACUCCAUCAAAUCAAAUAUCAAAUGCUUCUUUCUCUUACAACUCAAACCCCAAAACCCAAGAUGUUAUUUUCUAUUUUCUAUUUUCUAUUAUUACUUAUUACUUAAUUACAGAUUCUUCUUUUGUGCUCAUGUUUAGUUUGUUUAUAUUUUAACUAGCUAGCUAGCGUGUUUGUGUUAUUAAUUGGUGUUCGUUAAUCUAGUGAAAAAUGUUUAAAUGCUACCACGUUCAGUUAUUAUUCACUUUCAUUUCA